GUGUUUCAUUAUCUGGUUCAUGUUGUACACAGUGCCGGUGGAGAAGGCGACUCACCUGGGCAAUCUUCCUUUAUCAACACAGCAGUGGGCUUGGAUUGGAUAUUUGUGAGGUGUUAGUGUGAGAGUGACAGUAAGACACCAAGAUGCCUCGUCGGGGGUCAGCAGCUCCUCGUGCACCGCCCAGGCGUGCCGCUCCUCCUCCUCCACCCCCCAGAGCAGCCCCACCACCACAUGCAGCUGCUCCACCACCACCUGCAGCUGCUCCGCCACCACAUGCAGCUGCUCCGCCACCGCCUGCAGCUGCUGCUCCUAAACAACCUGGUCUGUUUGCACAGAUGGCUGCUACUGCAGGUGGUGUUGCUGUUGGAUCAGCUGUGGGUCAUGUGGUUGGUCAUGCAUUAACAAGUGGUGGUGGCAGCAGCAGCAGCAAUUCUGACCAGCCACAGCAGGCUGCCCCAGCACAGCCCCAGGCCUACUCACAGCCACAGGGCUACCCACAAUACCAAGGGUAUCCUCAACAGAGUGGUCCCAGUGAACCACAAGGACCGUGUGCAUGGGAGAUCAAGCAGUUCCUGCAAUGUGCUCAGACACAGUCUGAUGUAUCUGUAUGUGAAGGUUUUAAUGAGGCGUUACGACAGUGUAAAGCUCAACUCUCCCAGAUGACUGCUUAGAUUUGUAUUGUGCCACAUCAUGUACAGGAAUAUGCAGCCGCACACAUUGUGGUCGAGUUUUAUUUGAAUUGUACAGUUACCCAACAUUUCUGAAUAUAAAAUAUGAUGUUCAAUAAUGAAUUUUUGAACCAUAAGUGCAGUAUCAUUGUACAGUCCUAGCCAAGUUUUUUAUAGAUAAUGUAAUGAUUGAGUCGACAAUUGCUGCGUAAUUAAGUUACUUGUGUAUGUUAGACCUUAAUUGUUUCUCUGGAAGAUGACCUCGCUACCAGAACAAAUAAAAUAUUUUAUGUAA
Molecule: messenger RNA, 963 nt
Organism: Homarus americanus (American lobster)
Lineage: Eukaryota; Metazoa; Arthropoda; Malacostraca; Decapoda; Nephropidae
Gene: Chchd2
Product: coiled-coil-helix-coiled-coil-helix domain-containing protein 2-like
Exons: 5
Coding region: 144-671 (175 amino acids)
Biological process (GO): mitochondrion organization
Cellular component (GO): nucleus; mitochondrion
Source: RefSeq, a predicted model, not a curated record